CCAAUUCAAGCCAUAUCAUUAUUUUGAUAUAAAACCCUAAAAAACUCACUACAUAUAUAACUGUACUCCUCUUCCCCACGAUAAUUUAAUUUAACAUGAACUCAGUUUGCAUAUCAAACUGUGUCAACGAUGCACGUGACCCUCGUAUGCCGGUUCGCGCCACCUACGUCAACCUCAAGAACUGGCCGGAAUCCGAUGUAGAGCUCAUAAAAUCGGUCCGACGAGUAGGGCAGGGUUUGCAUGGCCACCCUAGAGUGGUGGACAGUAUCUCCUGCAGGCAGAUGUAUCUUCGGAGCUAUACGUUUUCGAGGAAAGAAAGCGUGCCGGAGAAGACGAAGAAGUGCUUAGGGAGAGUGAAAGAGAAAGUUGCUAAUCAUGGAAAGAGGAAGAGAAAAGAAAAGGGUAGGAAAAUGAAUAAGUGUUUGGUUCUUAGGAAAAUGAAAGAAUUUUCUUGCAAUGCAUUGUUUAGGAUUUUUAAUCGAUUGUUGUCUUGUGGUGCUAGCGUAGAUGUUGUUGAUCAUAAUAAUUAGUUUUUAUCUUUAUUUUUUGGUACUUUUUUUUUUUAAAAUGAUCCUCUUUUGUUUUAUUUAUGUUUUUAAGGUAUAAUCCCCUUUCUUUUGUAUAAAUCUAUGGUUAUGUUGUUAAUUUAAUAAGACAAAUUAUCGAAUUUUACCUUUA
Mercurialis annua (annual mercury) is the source of this 678-nucleotide messenger RNA. RefSeq lists its product as uncharacterized. The record is from RefSeq and is a predicted model, not a curated record. The transcript has a single exon. Bases 96 to 530 code for a protein of 144 amino acids. Lineage: Eukaryota; Viridiplantae; Streptophyta; Magnoliopsida; Malpighiales; Euphorbiaceae.